AUGCCCAACCCCUCCAGCAAUGGAGGCUCAAGUCACCAACCAACCGAGUAUACUUCCCUCCUCGCCAAGCCCAUCGACAAUGGACCACCAUUGCACGACUCCGAAGAUGAAAGUCCAUUCUCGCGAGCCCUCAUCCUCGCCGAGUUCUGGCUCUUGCUGAAAGACUCAACUCCCGUAAUCUUAGCCUACACUCUGCAAAACAGCCUUCAAACAAUAUCGGUGUUGAUCAUCGGUCGCUCAUCACCGGAGAACCUCGCCGCGAGUGCAUUCUCGCAGAUGUUCGCCAUGGUUACGGGAUGGAUGAUUGCUUUAGGAGGUACCACGGCUAUGGACACACUCGCCUCCUCCUCCUUCACGGGAAGCUCCAACAAACAUGACUUGGGAAUUCUGCUUCAGCGGGGCUUCUUGGUCCUGGGUCUUUUUUAUAUACCCGUCGCUAUCUUGUGGGCUUGUUCAGAGCCUGUCUUUUUGUUCCUUGGGCAGAGUCCUCAACUCUCACACGACAGCGCGAGGUUCUUAACUUGUUUGAUUCCUGGGGGUUUGGGAUAUAUUUAUUUCGAGGUUAUGAAGAAGUAUCUGCAAGCUCAAGGAAUCAUGCGAGCUGGAACAUACGUGCUGCUAAUUACCUCACCAUUAAACGCCGGUCUCAACUACCUAUUCUGCUACACAUUCAAGAUCGGCCUCUUAGGCGCACCUCUCGCAACGGGAAUCUGCUACUGGCUCUCAUUUGCAUUGCUAGUUCUCUACGCACGCUUCAUCAACGGCGCAGAGUGUUGGGGCGGAUGGUCGCGCGAGGCAUUCCAAAACCUUCGCACCUUUGCACGACUCGCUCUUCUAGGCAUUGUGCACGUUGGAACAGAAUGGUGGGCAUUUGAGAUCGUCGCUUUAGCAGCUGGCCACCUGGGUACUGUCUCGCUCGCUGCUCAGAGUGUCAUUAUGACAGCCGAUCAAGUUCUCAAUACGAUUCCUUUCGGAAUUGGAGUCGCGACGUCCGGCCGCGUUGGUAAUCUACUAGGAAAACGAGAUGAUACCGGUGCGGCGCGCGCGGCGCAUACCUCUGCCGUGCUGAGUAUGGUUUGUGGUGGCGUUGUGCUAGCUGUUCUUAUCGGGACGCGGGAUCACUUUGCCAAGAUCUUCAAUGAUGAUUCGGAUGUUGUACGUCUUACGGCUGAAGUCAUGCCGUAUGUGGCGCUUUUCCAGAUUGCCGAUGGGCUUAAUGGGAGUUGUGGGGGGAGUCUGAGAGGAAUGGGACGGCAGCAUGUGGGUGCUCUGGUUAAUUUGGUGAGUUAUUACUGCGGUGCAUUGCCGUUAGGUAUCUGGCUUGCGUUUCAUGGCUGGGGACUUAAGGGUCUGUGGGUUGGGCAGUGUAUUGCUUUGUAUUUGGUUGGAGUGUUUGAGUGGGUUAUUGUUGCGCGCAGUCGGUGGGAUGUGGAGGUGCAGAAGGCUUUCCAGCGCAUGGAUGUACAUGAGACUCUGGAGGAUGCGAUUUGA
Molecule: messenger RNA, 1491 nt
Organism: Penicillium roqueforti
Lineage: Eukaryota; Fungi; Ascomycota; Eurotiomycetes; Eurotiales; Aspergillaceae
Product: MATE family efflux transporter
Exons: 2
Coding region: 1-1491 (496 amino acids)
Biological process (GO): xenobiotic detoxification by transmembrane export across the plasma membrane
Cellular component (GO): membrane
Molecular function (GO): antiporter activity; xenobiotic transmembrane transporter activity
Source: RefSeq, a predicted model, not a curated record